GGACCACGCCUCUGGCUCGAGGUCUGGAUGAAGCCCAUCUGUUAUAUUAGAUAAGCUAAUUCUUCUUUAACUAUCCUGGUACUUCGUCUGUCCAUCCUUGGAGAGGUUCCCUCCUUCAUAUGAACAUCCCUGAAGUUCCUUCUUUUUUCUCCCUGGAAUCCGGAUUUUUGAGGUUUUUUUUUUUCCUUACCAAGGAGGAGGGUCAAUUUAGUUUAGUCUGCUUAGAUUAGUUUAGCAAUUGGCUAUUUAUAUUUUAUGACUGACUUUCUGUUUUUGUGCAAUUACUGGUGUGAAGCCCAUUGAGACAACUGUGUUGUGAUAUUGAAAUAAUUGUGAAACUGAAAUUAAUAGAUUCUAUCUCUUUUUUGUGUCAAAAAAAUGCUUAAGAAACUGGAACCUGUUGAUUUUCAUGCUAUUGGAUUCCUGCCCCCCCCCCCAAUAAAUCAGCAAUGCUUUGUUUCAAAGUCACAUGACCAAUAUCAUUUUAAAGUCCUUUUUCAUAGGAACUGCAUCCCCCAAGUAAUUAUUUCUUCUUUGCAAUAUUUAGCACUUUUAUUGUGUAGAGUGCAUAAACUAAAUGUCAACUGUGGUACCGACAUGUUCAUGUAAACUUGCUUUAGAUAUUAUAUUUGUAAAAAUUCAUGAAAAGUUUAUAAAAAUGUGAGUUGAAUAAGGUUUAUGGUGACCGUUCUGAUUUAGCACGUUACCCAAAAAUUGCCUAAAUAUCAACCAUGUUAUAUCUGUCAACUGUGUACAAGUGUUUUUGAGCUAUAAAUCUGUUAUGUUAGAUGAAAUGGAACCAAAAAAGCCUAAUUGGGGAUAUAUCUGGAGAGAUAAAAUAUGUUAAAUAAAUCCACAUUCAGUUUUAUCUGCUGAAAAGAAGUUUAAUCAUCAAAGAUCCUAUAAAAUCACCAUUGUGAAGCUCAAAUGUCACAUUUUCAGAUCAGGUAACUCUAAAUAUCUUGCUAAUACACGAACACGUUCAAACUAAUUAGCUAUCAAAUGUUUGUGUUUUGCAUUGUAUUCAAUUUGCCGGUAAUAAAUAUUCAUUUUUCAUAAAAAGAAAAAAAAAAAUCAACAUUCAUUUGAGUUUACGCUUGCCAAAUAAUUCAUUUCACACAUUAAGGGUGUAUUUGAUCAAAAAUGAAAAUUGAUCAUUUAAAUUCAUGCUUGACAUGAACUGUACCCCUAUUUAUGGAAUGACUCGAUAUUCUCGUUCAUAAACGUUCCCUCACGUCUGUUUUAUAGAUUCAAAUAAAGUUUCCUCAUUGGUGAGAAAGAAUGACGCGCGCGACCUUUUUACCUUCGAGAGGCGCGAGCAUCUUGCUCCGGUUGGGCAUGCGGCCUUUGGGGGACUGAUGAUGAGAAUGCUGAUGCCAUGGCAACCGGUCGAUGAUAUCCAAACCCUUUUUUUCCUCUCUGUGCACAAUUAUUCAUUUGGCAUGCGCCGUGUGCCUUCAUAAGUUUGCAGAACAUGAAGAGGACUUCUUCUAAUCGCAGCAGCGGAGGAGACGUGAGCGCUCAACAAGUAGUUUCUUCUCUUUGUUUGAAGGGAGACUUUGGGAAAUCAUCGGAACGCACCAGCGCGUGAUGGAACAUCGUGUAUUUUCUCUGCGUUUUGCGUGUGCUGAAUGCCAAAAAGAGGAGGAAAUGCGAACGGAAUUCAGUUGAAAUCCGACCACAAAGGGACUUCACGCGGCGGAUGGUUUUCCCUUCAGACAAGUUGAUUCCAGCAUCACUUUUUUGUCUGAGCGCUUCUGCGUCUGUGCGCAUUUCUUCGCCGUGAAGGUCGCGUUUCCUCCCCGGAUCCCUCACAUGCCCGCGUGUCGUGGACUGCGCGGGUUACACCGGGGUUAAUGUGACUCCAUCCCGCUCUGCGCUUUUGUGCGCGUUUCUGGAUGAAUCGGCGCGCCUCGGAGUGUGAGCGCCCCGCGCGCGCGUGUCCCUUUAACGUGCGUCUCUGAUUGCGCGUGUCAUUAUUUUCCAUGUGUUUUUAUCAGGGGAGUCGGUGUUCUUCAGAGUGAUCUUCGGAUGAAUGCACCCCCUCCCCUCCCACCUACGCCCCAAAAAUCUCUUAUAUAAUGGCAUAUGCUGAUAAAACCGCAAAUUGGCUGCGCUCUCCGGACAUACAUGCCGCACAACCGAACGCGGGCGGCCAAUGAGAGUCGAGCACUCUUAAUAGACUCGGGAAGCCGGUGCCAACAUGACCGGCGUCGGCGCGGUGAAGGCGGCUGUGGAGAGGAGAGGGAGGGCCUCGGGCGGAGAGCGACGUUCCAAGGACGAGGAAGGAGGAAUGAUGGGGAAACAUCUGUGAGGGCGACGGAGACUCAACUUCAGCAGUUAAAGUGGGUCCGCGUGCGUCACGCGGGGAGGAUGAAGGACUCCGUGUCUUCACGGGGCCAUUUCCAAGGGCACAGAGGUAAGGAGACGAGGCGGAGGUGUGAGCUGUCCGCUCCGGCGCAAUGAGGCGCUCAGACGCGACUUCUUCUUGAGGCUGUGACAUUGACAUUUUCACCUAUCUAGAUUGAAACAAAAGCUUUCCUGAGGGGGGAGGGAGUGAGCCUACAGGUUAUUGCCGCCCUCCUCUCCCGGAGUUGGGAUGGAUGGGGUGGCAGGAGGUGCGCCUGGGAGCGGCGGGGGCUCGGGAGGUGACAGUCUGCCCAGGCGGAAUGGAGGGGACGCAAAGCGGCGCAGUAAAGGCAGCCUUCCCUCCCCGGGCUACCGGCUGUCCCAGGCGUCUCUGGAGGGGGAGAAGGGCUCCUUCGGGGCGGACGGCUCCUCCUCUAGCGCGCGCGGCCGCCGCUUCUCCAUCAUCAGCUCCUCCACCAGGGAUGGGAUCGCUUUCCGCACAGCUGGAACCCCGACCACCCCGCUGCCCCUUCCGCCACCGCCCACCUCCUCCUCCUCCGGCGCGCACCCCCCACCCCGCUCCGUCGGCUUUGCGUCCCGCGCCGCCCUGGCCUCCACCUCCUCCUCCACGGGGACCGGAGUCAUGGUGGUGGCCACCGGCGCGGAGACGACCACCACCACGGCUUGUAACACCACCGCGGGCACCCCAGAGGCGGCGGGUCAGUCCGGGCUCGGGGGGUUCGGGGGGUUCGGCAUGGGCUUGGACGGAGAGGACUACAGCAACUCCAACCAGAGCACCUUCAUCCAGAGACAGUUCGGAGCCAUGCUACUGCCGGGGGUCAACAAAUUCAGCCUGCGCAUGUUCGGAUCCCACAAAGCGGUGGCGAUGGAGCAGGAGCGGCUGAAAUCAGCGGGAGCCUGGAUCAUCCACCCGUACAGUGACUUCAGGUUUUACUGGGACCUGCUAAUGCUAUUAUUGAUGAUGGGCAACUUAAUCGUCCUUCCAGUAGGCAUCACGUUCUUUCGGGAUGAGAACACUCCCUCGUGGAUCAUUUUUAACGUGGUCUCUGACACUCUCUUCAUGGUUGACCUGGUUCUCAACUUCAGAACUGGCAUCGUCAAGGAAGACAGCACUGAGAUAUUGCUUGACCCAAGGGAAAUACGCCAGAACUACCUGAAGAGCUGGUUCCUCGUGGACUUUGUCUCCUCCAUCCCGGUGGACUACAUCUUUCUGAUGGUGGACAGUCUGGACUCUGAGGUAUACAGGACAGCCAGGGCGCUGCGCAUAGUUCGCUUCACCAAAAUCCUCAGCUUGCUCCGACUGCUCCGCCUGUCAAGACUCAUACGCUACAUCCACCAGUGGGAGGAGAUCUUCCAUAUGACCUAUGACCUUGCCAGUGCCAUGGUGAGGAUAGUAAAUCUGAUUGGUAUGAUGCUGCUCCUGUGCCACUGGGAUGGCUGUCUGCAGUUUCUUGUCCCUAUGCUGCAAGACUUCCCUCAUGAUUGCUGGGUUUCCAAGAACCUGAUGGUG
Messenger RNA from Oryzias melastigma (Indian medaka), 3880 nucleotides. RefSeq names its product potassium/sodium hyperpolarization-activated cyclic nucleotide-gated channel 1. Gene Ontology annotation, biological process: potassium ion transport; transmembrane transport. Gene Ontology annotation, cellular component: membrane. Lineage: Eukaryota; Metazoa; Chordata; Actinopteri; Beloniformes; Adrianichthyidae. Gene Ontology annotation, molecular function: nucleic acid binding; zinc ion binding; voltage-gated potassium channel activity. The record is from RefSeq and is a predicted model, not a curated record.